AAAAAUCUCCGCUCCAUCUCCCUCUCUGCGCUCACUCAGUAGCCUUCCUUCCAAACCUCCCUCCGGCGAGCUUUACUCUUCGGAGAAGCUUUCCGGUGAUAUUCUUUGGCCAAUUCUUAACCUUUAUCAUCGUUUUCUUCCAUUGCAAGUAGAUGAUGAUGUUCAUUUUCAGUGAAUCGUUUACUUUCAGAGUGGACUUCAAGUGAAAAACUCUAAUUUCGUCGCAAAUUCUCUGGAAAACAUAAGCAAUGGCGGAUUCUGACAAUGAAUCGGGAGGGCAGAGAGGCAACAGCGAAAGCUCGCCGCGAGAGCAGGACCGAUUCCUCCCAAUCGCUAACGUGAGCCGUAUCAUGAAGAAGGCGCUCCCGGCGAACGCGAAGAUUUCGAAGGACGCCAAAGAGACGGUUCAGGAGUGCGUGUCGGAGUUCAUCAGUUUCAUCACCGGCGAGGCAUCGGACAAGUGCCAGCGGGAGAAGAGGAAGACGGUCAACGGCGACGACUUGCUGUGGGCCAUGACUACGCUAGGGUUCGAGGACUACGUGGAGCCUUUGAAGGUUUACCUGCAGAGGUUUCGGGACAUGGAAGGGGAGAGAACCGCCAUGGCUGGACGGCAAGAGAGCGGCGGCGGCGGCAAUGGCGGUUAUGGCGGAGAGUAUGGCAUGAUGAUGGGUCAGGGUCAGCAUCAUGGGCACAUAUACGGGUCUGGAGCAUAUAAUCCGAUGGGUGGUGGAGGAUCCGGAAAUCCAGGGUCGGGUUAUAUCGGCUCCGGGGCCCCGCCAGCCGCUGAUAGGCCUAGCCGCCUAGGUAGCUAGCUCUACUUGGACUACCUCACUACCAUACCACCAUGCUUGGUGGAAAUGCAGAAAAAAAAAAAAAUACCCUCAUUCAAAUUUUUUGAAUCAAAUCUUAAAUUAUUUUUAAAUUGAUUGAUCAAAUCAUGAAUUGACCAAUUGUAUUACAAAAUAGUAAAGAUUUGAUACAAAAGAUACUAUGCAAAUUGUAUUAUCCUUUAAAAAUCAUAAAGUUUUUAUGUCCAUAAUAAACCAAAUAAAUUUUGUAAGUUGUAAUUAUGAAUAAAAAGGUACCACUUAAAUGUAAAAAAUUAAACAAAGAAAAAAAGAGGAGAUAGAUGGAGUAUUAACGUA
This is a messenger RNA of Ipomoea triloba (trilobed morning glory), 1145 nucleotides long. Its product is annotated as nuclear transcription factor Y subunit B-3-like. NCBI's taxonomy places the organism in Eukaryota, Viridiplantae, Streptophyta, Magnoliopsida, Solanales, Convolvulaceae. The transcript is spliced from 2 exons. Gene Ontology annotation, molecular function: protein heterodimerization activity; DNA-binding transcription activator activity, RNA polymerase II-specific; RNA polymerase II cis-regulatory region sequence-specific DNA binding. Gene Ontology annotation, biological process: regulation of transcription by RNA polymerase II. Gene Ontology annotation, cellular component: nucleus; CCAAT-binding factor complex. The record is from RefSeq and is a predicted model, not a curated record. The coding region runs from base 249 to 812 and encodes 187 amino acids.